This is a messenger RNA of Anopheles nili, 993 nucleotides long. RefSeq names its product cyclin-J (gene CycJ). Gene Ontology annotation, biological process: mitotic cell cycle phase transition; regulation of cyclin-dependent protein serine/threonine kinase activity. Gene Ontology annotation, molecular function: cyclin-dependent protein serine/threonine kinase regulator activity. NCBI's taxonomy places the organism in Eukaryota, Metazoa, Arthropoda, Insecta, Diptera, Culicidae. The record is from RefSeq and is a predicted model, not a curated record. The transcript has 2 exons. Bases 1 to 993 code for a protein of 330 amino acids. Gene Ontology annotation, cellular component: cytoplasm; cyclin-dependent protein kinase holoenzyme complex; nucleus.
AUGGAUCGUUGGAAUACGUACGGCAACGCUGUAUAUUGCAACGAAUAUAACGAGGAUAUUUUGGACACCCUAAAAGAAUGUGAAACGAAAAGACAAACAGUUAGUUUUACUUCGCCCCAGCUAAACCAUCGUCAAUCGCUCGUUGAUCUUAUUCGUGCCUUCUGCGAACAAAAAUCCUUCCAUCGGGAAACGGUCCAUUUAGCAAUUUAUCUGCUCGACGUGUUCAUGAGUAAUCAUGAUAUUGCAGAUAGUCAGCUCAAAUUGGUCGCCUUUACGUGUCUAUAUUUGGCGUGUAAGAUAGAGGAAAACGAACCGCACAUUCCCACAACGAACACAAUUAGCAAAUUUCUGGGGAAUGCUUAUAUACCCGCCGAUUUCAACGCUAUGGAAGUGAUGAUUUUGAUCUUUUUUGAUUGGCACCUUACCAUUCCGACUGUGGCCACAUUCCUCAAUAUUUUCUCCAUGCACGUCUUCGAUGAAGAUGAUUACAUCAACCAAUCACAGCCACGUUCAAAAGAUCGAAUGACUUCGCUUCGCCGAACUGCGCAAUGCUUGUAUGAAACAUGCAUAAAAAUUGUCGAUUCCACACUGAAUAAGUUGGAGCUAUGCAAUGUUACACCUUCCUUACUAGCUGCCGGUUGCUUCGCCACCGCUCGCUGUCUCACCUGGAACGUGAAGGCUUGGACCAACCGAUUGGCGUAUGAAACUGGCUAUGAAUACGAAGAGGUUCAUGAGGUGUACAAGAAACUUUUGUUUGAUGUAAUACCCGAGUUUCAGUCCAAUAAUGGCAUUCUCAAGCGCUCGAUUACCGACUCGGGGUAUCUUUCUUCUGCGGAAACAUGUAGCACCAUUUCAAUCGACACUGUCAGCGACUACGAGAGCGAAAACAGUAGCCGCAGUGCUUGUGGGGAAAGUAUGACCAGCUCUGAAAACAGUAACAUGAACUCUGGUGAGCGAAACACAAAAAAGCGAAAGAUUAGUACCACGGAAUGA